CGUCAGCGGUCAGGUGGACGACUCCCCAUAGGACCCACAGCCCACCUAUAAUGUCAGGUGUGCUGCCAGGUGCCUCUUCCCCGGCUUCUUCACUUGCAUGACAGCUCACCACCAGGCCUCUCGGGAAAGCAGACUGGCAAGGACUGUUUCUCCUGUGACUCUGGAGGUUGAGGUGCAGUCGAUACACAGCCAGAAAAUAUUCACACGUCGGCGGGCCAUAGCUCAGUACCUCAAGAGAAUCCUUCCGCUCCCCGAUCCUCUACAAUGUAGCCUGGGACAGCAAGAUACUUAACUGACGCAAGUGGUCGUGCGGCGGGAGAGCAGAAGCCCUUAAUGAUGGAGCGGCUCUCUGCAGGCGAGGGAUUUAGUCAGCGGUAGCAGCUAUCAGAGAGAAGGCACGUAGUCACUUAGCACUGACCACAUUACCGCGAGACAUCAUCCAAGAAUGAUUACGAGAAGACGAAAAUCAGUGCUGUCUUUGCUGUAUGCGACUCUUCUUCUUCUGUGUCUGAAGAUCAUCGUAGACGAACAGGAAGCAGAAGUCGACGUCAAGCAUGAAUUAAUCGCGAAGGGCACCUAUGACAACGCCACGCAAAACGUCGGGAAUUUCUCUAAAAGCGACAGACUUUUGACGGAGUUUCCUUACAAAUUUCUCAUCGACGAGCCUCACUUCUGCGCCGAGGACCUUCUCGUCUUGAACGUGAUGCCGGUGAGCGUGGGCGACGCCGAGGCCCGGGCGCGGGUGAGGAAGAUGUGGGGAGCCAGGGAGGUCGUGGCCUCGACCAGGCUCCGGCCUCUGUUCCUGGUGGGGGAGACCAACGGCACCGAGCAGCAGCGCCGCCUUCAGGAGGAGAGCGACGAGUACCACGACGUGAUCCAGGUGGGCUUCGUGGACUCGUACCUCAACCUGACGCUGAAGACCCUGUCGGCGCUGCACUGGAAGCACACGCGCUGCCGCCACGUCCCUUGGCUGCUCAAGAGCGACGCCGACGUCUUCGUGAGCCCUUGGGCCGUCACCAGACUCCUCAGCAACGAGACCGCGGACAUCGUCUGCCGACUCCUCUUCUCCAAAAACGUCUGCCAACCCCACAACUGCAGAGACAAGAGGUGGAUAAUCCCGCCCGAAGUGUACCCGCACGAAUUCUACCCACCCUACUGCAACGGCCCCGUGUACGCCGUCAACCAGAAAUCCGUGCGAGAGAUCCUGACGGUGGCGUCUGCCGAGAACCCCUUCGUGAUGGAGGACGCCUACUACACGGGCAUCCUCGUCCAAGGCCUCGACCUCAAGUACAACAACAUCGGAAGCCGCUGCCAACUCUACCACCUGAAGCACCUUCCGUACAACACCGUUGGCAGGGGGCGGUCCCUCUUCCUCGUCAACCCAGAAAGGAAGAGUCGAGAUCGCUACACCUUGGAGGAUGUUUGGAAUUAUCUGGUGUCGUUGCGAACGUGAGCUUUGGUACAUUUUGAUGGCGCUGUAGAAAUAAAGAUUUUUUUUUA
Penaeus monodon (black tiger shrimp) is the source of this 1500-nucleotide messenger RNA. Its product is annotated as beta-1,3-galactosyltransferase 2-like. The transcript has 2 exons. Gene Ontology annotation, molecular function: hexosyltransferase activity. Lineage: Eukaryota; Metazoa; Arthropoda; Malacostraca; Decapoda; Penaeidae. The coding region runs from base 446 to 1453 and encodes 335 amino acids. The record is from RefSeq and is a predicted model, not a curated record. Gene Ontology annotation, cellular component: membrane.